Molecule: messenger RNA, 18476 nt
Organism: Porites evermanni
Lineage: Eukaryota; Metazoa; Cnidaria; Anthozoa; Scleractinia; Poritidae
Source: the annotation of a GenBank genome assembly
CGCGUUGAACUGAUGAGAGGCUCGCGCCAAAACCAAAUAUCACUCACUAUCUCACCGUUUGUUUCACGUUCGCUGCCUUUGUUUACACCGUAGAUGCUUGGAAUCCUCUCCUGUGGUUUGAAUGGUCUCUUUCAAAAAGCCUGAGCUCCGAUCAAUAGCUAGCAGUGUGUUAUGAGACGUAGAUCCUUGGGCGAUCGAACGAAUUGAAUGAAAUAUUCAACCUGGACGCGCUGGUCAUAUAAUGUAAGCAUGUUUUCGUUGACACAUUUACUGGUAGACUGUUCGAAGACAAAGUUCAUUUAAGUUUACUUUCCUAACUCUUUUCUUCAUGAUUGUACUUCUCGUGGUGCUUCUUGUUGGCAUGUUGCUAGAAAGGUUGGAUAUUUUGUCGAGGCAUGCAGUAGCCAGUGAGCAUACCUCGAUCUUACACUGGGUGCUGUGCAUGGCUAAGUAGAGCUGUAUAACUUAUAUGCUUAUAUUUUUUACUUUGCUUACUCUUUAUUUUUCCAAUUGACUUUUUCCAAGAUUUUUCUAAAUUAAAUCAAAUAAACUGAUUUAUUUAGGAAGCAUUUUAUUUUGUAAAUGGACAGUCCUGUUUUGAAGAAUCAAAUACAGGAACUCUUCUCAAACAAUGGUCAUUGACCAGAGAGAUCACUAAGAAAUAAGAAUUUAUCCAAAAAUGCGGUACACAACACUGAUUAACAUACAUAUCUGAAAACUGUCGCUUAUAAAAUUCUCGUUGAGGAGGUAAUAUUUUUCCUUAACCCUGGAACAAAUCGCUUUAGCCAUUUCAGAGUCCAAGCUGAACAAUUCUUGGGGUUGAAUCUUAAUUUGACUUAAGCUUAAUUAUUUUCUUGCACACUUCUCAAUUUCUUUCUUUUUUAUAUUUCUCAAUCGUAAAUAAAUUUCAUAGCUGUUAUGAACUGAAAUAUUAUGACUUACAAGAAAACAGAAAUAUUUUAAAAAAAUCACUAGAAUUUUGUCGCGACAAAGUGCAUACCAUCAUAGCUGCAAAGUCAGCCCCUCCUGCCUGCUUCAUUAUCAGCUCUUCUUGUUUGUUACUUGUGGAGCGAAGGACACAAACAUACUUUAUUGCGCUUAUUUAAGGCCGUUAUGAGGAUCUGUUUUAAAUCUGAGACUGCCAAAAUUAUUGGAAAGACUCAUGAAAACUCGCUGUCGAAAUUAUGGGACGAGGCGAAGGUAAGAUUCGAAGCUAUGCACUCUCUCAAUUUUGCUUCGUUGGAAAGUGUUUCAACCGAAGUGAAGUAACAGCGUUGUCUCGUUGUAUUUUUGCUUACAAUCCCCUUUUAAAGCCUUCAUCCACGGACAUGUUUUUUCCAUAAUAGGCUCUAGAUGCUUUACCGUUUACAAAUGUCCUAGUUUUCGUGACAGGAAUUGUUUGGCAUUGAUAUUAGAAAAGACAUCUAGUGCUAGAAUCACCAUUUGUAGACGCCAUUGUUGUGUUUGCUGUUUUCGAUCUCCUAGGAUGACUGCCGGUGGUUUGCCUCCAUCCAAGCAAGAUAGUACAGCUCAACAGAUCGAAAAUGUCGGAAAUUUGACAGGGGAAGUUUCUGCUAAAGAUCCUGAGGUUUUGCAUGACACACGCUCGCAAAAACAGGCUUCAAAGAAACGACCUCAAGAAGACCAUGCGGAUACAACAAAGGAUUCGACCUUAGCUACAGCUCAUGAAACUGCGAAUAAUUUUGUCGGUGUUGCUACAAGGAGCAGUACCAGACCAGCUAAAAGAAUAAAAUCAUCAAACUCUUCGUCAAGUAAAGCAGGAAACCAAGGUUUGAUACCUAAAAUUAUUACUUUGGCCAUAAACAACUUUCACUUCGCGACGGCCAUUUUGACUUUGCAUGCAAAAUUGUCAUUAGAACAUGAGAACGUGCAUCACUCUUUUGGUUGAGUACGAAAAAUGUUUUUCUUUUUUAAGAAAUUUAAGAUUUUUCCAUUUUCUUACCGCUUAUCGUAUAUAAUUCAAAAUAUUACAUGACGGCAGUUAAAAUUUUGUGCUUGAAGGACUUUUGUUUAUUGAUUGAAGUAGGUGUAGUAGGAAGUGUUACACGUUGCAAAUCUAGCACACAAAAUAUUUUUUCUUUCUUACUAAAUUUCUGCUUCUCUUUCUUUAUGAAUUUGAUUGAAUGCCAUAAGGGCAGCAAUAAUUCUUCUUUUUUUUUUCAGAACGGAGCAGUUUUAUUUCAAACAUUUCUAAGAAUUUUUGAAAACAGUAAUUUUUGCUAUUUAAAUUUUGCAAGAUGUAAUUUUUGAGGGCUUGUCAUGAAGUGUAAUUUGUUGAAAACCCACUCUCUCUCGUCUCAUGAUGGAUGAUUUACAAUGCCCAGCUAAUGAUUCCCAGAAGUUUCAUAAAUGUGAUCUCUGCAGUAUGUAAUAGUAUAGAAGCAAUGAGAAAGAUGUUUUUUUCAGUCAGUGACACAGGCAUCUUGGGAAAAAAAAUGCACUAUUACUCCCUUUUUAUAGGAGUCCAUCCUAUGAUCUUUUUGAUUAGUAGUCCAGAUGCUUAACCACUGAGCUCUUCCGAGCCACCCAUGUCACUGACUGGCAUCUUUCUUGUGCAUUAACCAGGCUUAAAAUUCACCAUCACAUUCCUAAAAAAUAUAAUUAGGUUACUCACAGGGGGACCAUCCAAACUGUGCAAGGCAUGGUGAUGUCACGCACAUCAUUUGAACUCAUACAUUUACUGUAUUUUGUAACGGCCGCUCUCGGCUUGAUUUAAGUGAUCUGGAGAAAUGCUUCAUUAAACACAGAAGUUAGCACCUUUUGAUCCCAAAUGUUGAUGUAAGGUAAGAAAGAUGAAUAAAGAUUACUUACCGUAUGAUUUUAGUGUUGUCUACUGCAUUUUUGUUGCAUUUUCAGUUGCUUGAAACUGAUACCUGCGACUAAUACAUAAUAAAAUCAUGUGAUUUUAUGAUUUUUUGAUGCCUUGAAUAAAACCGUAAGGUUUUAUUAUACAUGUAUUAGUCGGGGUUGUUUCAAGCGACUGAAAACGCCAAAAAAACGCAGCAGACGACACUAAUAUCAUAUGGUAAGUAAUCUUAAUUCAUCUUUCUUACUUUACAUCAACAUUUUGGAUCAAGAAUUGCAAUCUUCUGUGUUAAAUGAGGCAUUUCUCCUGAUCACUUAAUAAAAGCUGACAGCAGGCAUUACGAAAUACAGUAAAAUUUACUGUAUUUCACAUGUCAUGUGUGACAUCACGAUGCCUCAAACUGUUUGGAUAGUCUGCCUGUGGUUUACUCAAGUUUGCAAGCAACUUUGAAAACAGAAAAGGAUAACAAUACCAUUUGCAAGAAGAACCUGUCUUUUCUCAAUAUUUGUUGAUCAGUGUUAACCUUUUGAAAAAACCAACCUCACCUGACCAUGUAAGAUUUGCAAUUUUCCAAGUUAUCACAACAUACCGCCGCCUGGUUAGCUCAGUUGGGAGAGCGCCGGUCUGCCAAGUGGGAGGUCGCAGGUUCAAACCCCGGCCAGACCAACACUCAGGGUCUUUAAAUAAGUGAGAAGAAAGUGCUGCCUUUGUAAUGACAUCUGCAAAUGGUUAGACUUUCUAGUCUUCUCGGAUAAGGACGAAAAAUUGCAGGUCCCGUCUCACAGCACUUUCACUGAUUUGUUCUUGUGGAACGUAAAAGAACCCACAUCCCUAUUCGAAAAGAGUAGGGGUCGUAGACCACGGUGGUGUGGCUAACCUUUACGGGUUGUGGGAUUGGGUAGGGAUGGCACCUUGCAUGGGACCUGAGUCCCGUUCGUGCACGUUCCCUCUGGGCAGGCCUGUGUCUAGAAAAGCUGGUAAAUAAAUAAACAUGCCUUUUUCACUUGUUCACCAAAACUAUUCAUUAUCUUUUCACCAGUGAUCGUACUAUUUAAUGGUUUUAACUUACUCUUUGCAGACAGUAAUGGUGCUAAUGAAGGAGGUCCAAACUCAUCAUCACCUCAGGCAAACAGGAGGAAGAAACCACCUAAAAGACAAUGGGAAUCGUGGGGCAAAGCAGAAAAGGAUACAUUUUUUGAGGCUUUACACGAGUAUGGAAAAGAUUUUGACAAGAUCUGUAACUUUAUCGCAACAAAGCACAAGCGAAGGGGUGACCCCCCAGCACUGAUUAAGAACAAAGAUCAAGUGCGACAUUUUUAUUAUCGUACCCUAAAUAAGAUUACAAAGUAUCUUCCAGCAGAUCAACUCAGUGAAAAUGACAGUCACAAGAAAACGGUCAUUGAAUUAAAAGGAUUGAUUUGUUAUGGAGAGUUACGUAAGAAAACUUGUGGCUGGAAUGACAAACAUGGAAAAAAACUUGAAGAAUUACUCAGUCAUGGCACAAUUUCUAUUCGCAGUAAGGGACGAAAUUUCAAAAUCAGAGCACCUGUGUGUCGUGCCCUCAAACGGCUGACAUCAGCAGGGCAGAGCAAGGAGGAAAGUGAGUCUCAGUCCCUUUCUUUGCCAAAUAAGUUGACACUGGAGUUUCUGCCACAUAAUCAUGCAGCUUGGGCUGUAGUACAAAGGUUGUCUAAGAACCCAAGGUUACGAACAACGAUGCCUCCAAAGAAACCAUUAAGUUUGAUGCUCAAUUUUCUGUCAAAGAAGUGGCGUGUUGUAUCUAAUAAGACUCUAGAACCAUUGGACAUGUGUAUUGUUAUUCCACCUGAUUUUUACAUCAACUCAGACGCCGAAAAACAGACAGCGUCUCCACUGUGCAAAGCAUCAUCAGUUGAAACAUGUUUAGUUGAAAAUGUUCCUGCACCCGAUGCCAUUAGAGGAGGAGACACAACACAAAAUAAUUCACCAUCUUCAUUAGUAGAAGAAAAAUGUUCUAGGGCUACUGAUUCUGGUUUUCAAGGGAUCUUACUAACAGAACUCCAGGAAAAGACUGUACUAACUGAAGAAAGUAACAGAUCUUGUGACCCUACAGAGAGACAAAUUCAAUGUGCAACUGUUACUAACAGUCAGACUGACAAAUCAGAAUCUUCUGAAAUGUGUAAUGGUGCCACAAUGGCGUCAAACUCUACUGCCCAAUUGCCAAAGGAGGAUAAACCUGUAUCUUGCGAUAAGGGCCCUCCUAAAUUUUGGACUUCAGAGACAUGUGCAAAUGUUACAUUUGGAGAGAUUUUUUGCAAACUUGGAAGACCACCAAAGUUAAAGCUGGAGUAUACAUGGCGUGACAUUGAGGACAAUCUUGCACCUUCACAAGUUGCAGUUUCACUGUCAAAGCUUGUGGAUGUGGCAACAGUAGAGUUUACCAAAACAAAGGAGAACAGCAGAGUUUCUAAGGCAGCUUCAAAACUUACCAACUCUGCAUCUGCUAAGAGCAGUUCACAACCAGCAGACAAGGAAGUUACCGCAAAAGAAAAGGGAGGGUCAAAGGCAAAAGGCCCUACUACUAAAACGAACCACAAACUCCCAUUUAUUCUACCAUCUGUUGUUACAACAACUGCACAGACAUCAAAAAGUGACACUGUUCUCUCUGACCUCCAGACACGCCCCAAGGUACCCAGGAUGCAGAAACGACAUCAGAGACCAAAUGUGCAUAGAAAUAUUCUGCCACGUCCAGUUGCUAGUCCUAGUUCUGUUCCGCCUGGAGCAGUUGCAGUAUCUUUUAUUCCACAGCCUGGGCAAACUGUAGGUACCAUUCUUGCAGCAGGUGUCAAAACAUCAUCAGUAACUAUGACAUCUCAGUCUAAAGCAACAGUGUCAUCCAAGACACAGUCAGGUGUCUAUUUUUGUGUAUAUGUUUAAUCACUUGUUCAUUUUACUUCCCUCUUUAACAUGAACACAAGUUCCUGCUAAUAGCUAUAAUUUUGUGUAACAGUAGAUUUACAUGAUAUUGUCCCAAGCACACAAUUUCAGAAUGUCUUGUUGGCUUUGUAGCAGUCGUUGUUGUGGUCCAUGAAGUAUUCUGCUCUUAUUGCCCCACUCACUAGAAACGUCAAGUACUGGUGAUUUAGUUUUUUUUCCUUUGCAAAGGACACAAGUGUGCCUUAUAAUGUUUAGUUUAGUAAAUUGGGAAGUUAUAAGCUUAGUACUUACAUGUAUAUAUAUUCAUUGUGAGGUAUUUUGACUUUAAGUGCUUUUGUUUCAGGCACAGCAGGUUGCUCUGAUCACCGUAAAAACUUAACAGAUAAUUCUUCACCUCAAACAGCUACGAGAAAGGCAUCAGCAGAGAAUGGCUUUUCAAGAGAAACCUCUGCUAGUCUGGAUAUGGAAAUGUCAGGAUUUACUGGAACAGAUCUUCUUGAAGUUGUGGACCAGUUUAUGGGUAGUUCAAAAUCACCAACUGAUAAUGUUGCUAUGACAUCAAAUUCUGUAGAUUCCAUCAUUGGCCUUGCGCUAGGGACAGCAUUGGAUGGCAGUGAAACAACCACGGCAAUCACAGGACUUAAUGAAGAUUCAACUUCAUCUUACCUAACUUCUCUUUUGAAUUUAAAACCUUCAAAUCUAGACUUAACAGCACAGCCGAUUAAAACAGUGGACUCAGACACAGCUUUAAGCAUUUCUGGAGUGCAUGUAGAGGAGCUGAAUUCUGGAAUUGCUGGUGUUGGUGUUUCCUCGAGCAUUACCAGUCCAACACUGGAAAAUAUUCUAUAUCCAGUUUCAGAAAGAGGGCAGCGUUCAGUCUCUACUGCUUCUGAUGUGUUUUUCAGCAUCACAGAGCCCAUAAGUAGCAUUGUAGAUUCACAGAGCCAGCCAGAAGCACUUGGUGAUAAAGAGGCUUCACCAGUGUCUUCAUUGUUGUCAUCCUCAAUCACUCCACAGUGGCUCAAUGGAGAGGUAAUACAGUAGUUGUAGUGGCGAUUUUAGUCGUCAAAGCCUUCACAUGAACAUGGGUUUUCUAUGCAUCGGUCUUCCUUCUUUUCUUAAACAGUACUUACAAUGUAUAAAGAAUCUGUUUAAAAAAUACACUUAGUAUCUUUGGUGAUCUUUAACCUCCCUAACUCUUACAACGUCUUAAUUUGAUAUUAUUAGGCAAAAAUAGAUUCUACAGUUAACUUUCACCUUGCAGACACCUCUCUAUAAUGGACACCCUAAUAAUACGGACAGCAGCUAAAUCCAUGGCAAAAAAAUUUAUUAUGCCCAUUUGACUGAAAAAAACUCCUGCUAUUACAGCUUCUCGCUAAUGAGGACACUAACUCAAUGUCCCUAGAGUGUCCGCUUUAAAGGGAGUUGACUGUAAUGACCUGCAGGGCAAGAAAGAGGAUAAGAAACCAAAGUAUUUGGGUCAUGUACAUAAUAUUUACUAUUUGUUCUACUUUUAUUGGAAACUGGUUAAGAUGGAAUCCAUUAGGAAAUUGAGUAAUUUUAAUUUUCAGUGGACAAAAAUCUUUUACUAGAAUGAUUUCAAUCAUAUUGCAUUGUUUUUUACUUUUUUCAAGGGCUAUUAACCCUUUAAGUCCCACGAGUGACCAAAAUGAAUAUUCUUCUAAUGAUGUCAAUACGCAAUAAAGAGGAAAUGUUGCAAGAAUUAAUAAAUUGAUCAGGUGACAGAAAGUGCUUUGACAGGGUUCGUACAGUCUUGAAAAGUCGUUGAAUUUUAGGGGAAGUCCUUGAAAAGUCCUUGAAUUCCAUUUUUCCUUGAAAAGUGCUUAAAUUUCUGUGCAAGUUCUUGAAAAGUCCUUGAAUUUUCUUCAACUUUGAAUGUAGUGGCCUGGAAAGAGUUUUUUAUGCUUUUCGGUUGUCCAAGACAGAAUAUAAAUCAUAGCUGAGUGAAUUUAAAGGUUAUUUACUUAAAGUGCUCUAUGUUUUAUGCAAUAAUUAACUAUCAAUUUAAGACCAGUGAACUGAAAAAUUUAGAGAAGUUGACUGGGAAUAUGCAUUUUCAUACAGUCUGUGAAGUUACAUUCCUAGUAGGUGGUCCUUGAAAAUUUAAUGUGGUCCUUGAAAAGUGCUUGAAAAGUCCUUGAAAACUGGUUGCAAUUUUUUGUAUGAACUUUGUUUCAUCUUCAAACAAAUUCUCUCAACUAAUAUAAGGAAAUGUAUGGAGAUUGGUUUGGAGAAUUAGUAUUUGGAUAUUGGAACUUGAAGGGUUAAUGUAAUAAGUUAUAUGAAAUAACUCCAAAGAAAAUGUUCUUAUGGGAUAACGAACUUCAAAAGCUUCAAGUUUCACAAAAUGAAAUCUUACGCUUGACGAUUUUACCUGUGUUUUCUCAAUUCCAGUGAAAUUUAAAAUUUAUUUUCUCGGGCUCCCAUAAGAACCUUUUCUUUGGAGUUGUUUCAUAUAACUUAUUACAUUUUUAGAACUCCAACUUGAAAAGUGUGAAAAAAAAAUGCAAUAUGGCUUAAAAUAUUCUGGUACAAGGUUUUUGUCCUCAGAAAAUUAAAAUUACUCAGUUUCUUGAUGGAUUCCAUCUUAGGGUUUUUUCUGACAUAUUUCAGAACUUAAGAACAUACAUCUGCAUUUUUGGAAGAUUAUAACAUUCAAUCCAAUUUUACAGUGUGUGGUAUUUAAAGCAGUUUCAAUUCUAACCUUUUUUUAUACUUUCUAUUUUGUGUUAUUUACUUAUUAUUGCUAUUUUUUUUGUUUUUUUAUGCAGCCCUCAAACUUCUCUUUAGGUAGCCUAUUAGGUAAGAAAUGUUGUCUCAAAAUAUGUGUUGGGUUAAAGUGAAGAACAGCUCCCAAAAAGGUGUUUGCCAACAUUAUCCAUGUAGCCAACAAGUCUGUAAUGUCUGAAAAUCCUCUAAAAACUUGUUGGCCAACAGUAUUCAUGAAACCAACAAGUCUGUUAAGUCUGAAGAUAAUCUAAGAGACAGUUAACAAUAGUUAUAUCCACAGUGAGCCAAAAAUGUUUGUCUGCUGUUGUCUUUUAAGUAACCAACUGCCAUUCCACUGUUGCAGCUUGUUGGACAUCAGUUAGCCAAUAGUGUGGCUACAGCAGGCCAUUUGUUGGCUGACAGUUUUCCAAUAGUCAGCAAACAAGCUUUUUUGUGAGCCCUUCUUUACUUCUUCCAAAAUGUUGUGUAUAUACAUGGGUCAGCAUGAACAUGUUGCCUUCAAAAUUUCAUUGAAAUGCUGAAUUGUAAUAGCCCUUAAACUGAUGUGCAGUGGAAAUGUUUUUCUUCUGCUUUGGGGAAAAAGUUUGUUUUUAUUUUUAAGUUGAUUACACUGGCAAUGUUAAAAGAGAUGCAUUCUUCUACACUUCGUUUUUAGUUUUACUGGGAUCAAAUUAACACAACUUGCAAAUAUUUAGAUAUUGCUCUAUUCCUUCCUGGGAAAGGCCGCUUUUCCCAGGUAUUCAGCAGAUGAGAAAAAAAAAGAGAUCUUUGCCAUGGGCCCAAAUGGACUUUGUUGAGUAUGUGCCGCGGUUGCUUGGAUGCCGAACCAUCACUUCUCUUUUCCUCCCGCUUGCCGAAUACCAGGCAAAAGUGGUCUCUGGCAACAGGGAAAUUGUUCUAUACUUAAACCACACUACAGAGCUUACUGAGGUUUUGUUCAAUAAUAAUGAUAAAUAAUUCUUACUGAUUUUUUUCUCUCAUCACAUUUAUUCCAAAAGACAAAUUAAGUACAUCACCAAGAAAAGACGACAAGCCAGUUUGCUUUGAGGUAAGAAGAAUGGUAGUAUCUUCUACCAAACAUACAUAUAAAUAAGCUCUCUAUUGAUUCUCAAAACAAACGUCCUGAUACCAAAGGAACACACAGUAAGUCUGCAUACAAGCCAGGUGACCCAUCCUGCUGGAUCUGAUCCCUGUUUUUCAAAGCAAGAAGUGAUUGAUGCUGAUUGGCCCACAAACAACUUUCUUGGAAUGUAUUAUUAUUUUCCUGUAAUCCGAUCAGUCAACUCUGUUUUAGUGGCCCCAGAUACAGUAGUCACCCUGUAAUUAGGAAUGAAAGGGUUAACAGGUUACAUGUACAUGUAAGUGCUGGUAGUGGUGGUGGUACAUGUGAUAUAAAAUGAAAUUGGGUUGAUCAAAUAUAUCUGUCACUGAGAAUUACUUCACUUUCACCUGUAGCUUAGGGCUGUCAGUUUUUAAGUAGUAGGCUGAUAAUAAAUCGUAGGUGGCUUUGGAACUCGCACCGAAGCCACAAUCUCUUGAGGGCCGAGGCAUCUAAAGACAUUUUGAAAUCUGGAGUAUCAGAAAUGCCAUUUCCGGGGGUUUUCAAGAGGUAUUUUCCACCACAGACACCAUGUUGUUUUGUCAGAAUACACGCAAGAAUGCAAACAAUGCUGUCGAAAUGUCCCAGGUGUUCCACGACAUUGCACGGUUCAAACAUUUCACAGAUCUAAACCUGUUUAAAUAUACGUUCAGUGUCAUUCAAAACUGGGAAACAGUUGCUUUACAAUUUUAUUCGAUGGUGCUUAGUUUUUGUUAGCAGUUAUGGUAGAAGGAUAUGAAAGUAGCUGGCUAAGGAUGGCUAACUAGCCAGCGGUUUUGGCCGGCUACAGGCCCUUAUUGACAGCCCUGAUAUUCUUAGUUAUGACUGUAAUUAUUUUUUUGGCUUUUGUCAUGGUGAUCGUGCUGAAAUCAUUCUUUGUUGUUGUCUACAGGAGACAAAUGGAGUAAGCUCAUUCAAGGACCCAUCUCAAGACCCUUUGAUCAGUACUCAUCACUUGCUAGAUGUAAGUUUGGUGUCCUGAAUUAAUAGUUGAAUUUAAAUAAUAAAAAUACAAUCACAUUCACAAAUAGAAAAUUAAAAUAAGGAUAAGUGAAUUUUUUUUCCCCAGUUUUUUGACUGGUCCGAAACGAGACUUGGCUGAGCAAAAAUUUCUUAAGCCAGUCGUUGUGUCCAGCCACCGUCCAAAAAUAAUUUUGAACCCUCUACAUAUAGUACAGUAGGACUAUGGCAUUGUAAGUGUAAUGCUAUCAAUAACUCUUUAAUGCACCUUUAACUUGUUUGUGUUGCUUUAGCAUUGUAUCAUGGAGAGAUGGCCAUUCCUUUUGCUCCCCCUGCAUAAACUAACACUAGUGUUGGAGGGGUUAUCAAAGAUUGAAGAAUAGCAGGGAUGAACUUUACUUAAAGAAAUAUAUUAUUUAUGUUCUUUUACAGGCGGAGACAGCCUUGCAAGUAAUGAUGGAUGAAAACAGUGUUGACUUUGUCAGGAAAUUCCAAGAUCUUACAAAGGAAAUUGUUGGAGAAAACAGCAGCAAAGCAACCCCUACUUGAGUAAUUUUAAUUUUUACUGGACAAAAAUCUUUGACCAGAAUGAUUCCAAUCAUAUUGCAUUCCUUUUUACUUUUUCAAGGGCUAUUAACCCUAAAGUCCCAUGAGUGACCAAAAUGAAUAUUCUUCUAACGAUGUCAAAUAAAGAGGAAAUGUUGCACGAAUUAAUAAAUUGAUCAGGUGACAGAAAAUGCUUUGACAGGGUUUGCACAGUCUUGAAAAGUCCUUGAAUUUUAGGGGAAGUCCUUGAAAAGUCCUUAAAUUUCUGUGCAAGUCUUUGAAAGGCCUUGAAUUUUCUUCAACUUUGAAGGUAGUGGCCUGGAAAGAGUUUUUUUAUGCUUUUCUGUUGUCCAAGACAAUAUAAAUCAUAGCUCAGAGAAUUUAAAGGUUAUUUACUUAAAGUGCUCUAUGUCUUAUGCAAUAAUUAACUAUCAAUUUAAGACCGGUCAACUGAAAAAUGUAGAGAAGUUGGUGGAGCAAACAGUUCAAGCCUUUAAGUCUUAUUAGAAUAGACUUAUAAUGAACUUUGUUUGAUCUUCAAACAAAUUCUCUCAACUAAUAUAAGGAAAUGUAUGGAGAUUGGUUUGGAGAAUUAUUAUUUGGAUAUUGGAGCUUAAAGGGUUUAUGUAAUAAGUUAUGAAAUAACUCCAAAGAAAAGUUCUUAUGGGAUAACAAACUUCAAAAGCUUCAAAUUUUACAAAAUGAAAUCUAACGCAUGAUGAUUUUACCUUAGCAAAACUAACUACGAGAGAACGACUGGAGAACUGACAAUUUGACUAACAAUUUGACUAAUUUAACUGUGACAAUAGAUGGAUCGCAAUGCACCAAUUACUGAUGACCAAUAACAUUGCAAUGUAAUUGACCAAUCAGACCAAUAACCAGAGUACAAUACCAUCAACUGACAUGAUACAACUCACUUUGACACUGAAGAUGACUACCGCACAGGUUGUCGAAACGUCAGUCACUGUCAACAACAACAGUCCUAUUCAGGACAACGUUCACUCGGACGAUCAAACUCAACCUACUUUUGAAAUGACUCCUAGGUUCAAACCUUUCACACGAUUUUACCUGUGUUUUCUCAAUUCCUGUGAAAUUUAAAAUUUAUUUUCUUGGGCUCCCAUAAGAACCUUUUCUUUGGAGUUAUUUCAUAUAACUUAUUACAUUUUUAGAACUCCAACUUGAAAAGUGUAAAAAAAAUGCAAUAUGGCUUAAAAUAUUCUGGUACAAGAUUUUUGUCUUCUGAAAAUUAAGCUUUUUUCUGAUAUAUGUCAGAACUUAAGAACAUACAUCUACAUUUUUGGAAGAUUAUAACAUUCAAUCCAAUAAUAUUUUACAGUGUGUAGUAUUUAAAACAGUUUCAAUUCUAACCUUUUUUUACUUUCUAUUUCGUAUUAUUUAUUUAUUUAUGCUAUUUUUUCUCUUUGUUAUACAGCCCUCAAACUUUUCUAUAGGCAGCCUAUUAGGUAAGAAAUGUUGUCUCAAAAUAUGUGUUGGGUUAAAGUGAAGAACAGCUCCCAAAAACGUGUUUGCCAACAUUAUUCAUGUAGCCAACAAGUCUGUAAUGUCUGAAAAUCAUCUAAAAACUUGUUGGCCAAACAGUAUUCAUGAAGCCAACAAGUCUGUUAAGUCUGAAGAUAAUCUAAGAGACAGUUAACAAUAUAUCCACAGUGAGCCAGAAAUGUUUGUCUGCUGUUGUCUUUUAAGUAACCAACUGCCAUUCCACUGUUGCAGCUUGUUGGACAUCAGUUAGCCAAUAGUCGGCCUACAGCAGGCCAGUUGUUGGCUGACAGUUUUCCAAUAGUCAGCAAACAAGCUUUCUUGUGAGUUCUUCUUUACUUCUUCCAAAAUGUUGUGCAUAUACAUGGGUCAGCAUGAACAUGUUGACUUCAAAAUUUCAUUGAAAUGGUGAAUUGUAAUAGCUCUUAAACUGAUUUGCAGUUGAAAUGUUUUUCUUCUGUUUUUUUUUUUUAAAUUUAAAGUUGAUUACACUGGCAAUGUUAAAAGAGAUACAUUUUUCUACACUUCGUUUUUAGUUUUACUGGGAUCAAAUUAAUACAAGUUACACAUAAUUUAGAUAUUGCUCUAUUCCUUCCUGGCAGAGACCUCUUUUCCCAGGUAUUCAGCAGAUGAAAAAGAAAGAGAUCUUUCAUUUGCCGUAGGCUCAAAUGGACUUUGUUGAGCAUGUACCGCAGUUGCUUGUAGGCUGAACCAUUACUUCUCUUUUCUUCCUGUUUGCCGAAUACCAGGGAAAAGAGGCCUCUUUCAGCAAGGAAAUUGUUCUGUAUUUUGAAAGCAGUAACCACACUACAGAGCUUACUAGUUUCUUGUUCAAUAAUAAUGAUGAAUGUUUCUUACUGAUUUUUUUUCUCAUGACAUUUGUUCCAAAAGACAAAUUAAGCACAUCACCAAGAAAAGAAGACAAGUCAGUUUGCUUUGAGGUAAGAAGAAUGGUAGUAUCUUCUACCAAACUUACAUAUAAAUAAGCUCUCUAUUGAUUCUAAAAACAAAUGUCCUGAUGCCAAAGGAACACACAGUAAGUCUGCACACAAGCCAGGUGACCCAUCAGGCUGAUUGAUGCUGAUUGACCCAUAACCAACUUUCUUGGAAUUUAUUAUUAUUUUCCUGUAAUCCGAUUGGUCAGCUGUCUUAGUGGCCCCAGAUACAGUAGUCGCCCUGUAAUUAGGAAUGAAAGGGUUAACAGGUUACCUAUAAGUGCUGGUAGUGGUGGUGGUACGUGUAAUAAAAAGUGAAAUUGGGUUGAUCAAAUACAUCUAACUGUGACUGAGAGUCACCUCGCUUUCAUCUGCAGCUUGAUUGUGUCAUAAUAUUCUCAGGGCUGUCUAAAAGUUUUUAGGUAGUAGGCUGACAAUGAAUAGUAGGCAGCUUUGGAAGUCACACCAAAGCCACAAGCUCCUGAGGGCCAAGGCAUCUAGGGACAUUUUGAAAUUUAGUCUCGGAAAUGCCAUUUCCAGGAGUCUUCAAGAGGUAUUUUCCCCUGCAGACACCAUGUUGUUUCAUCAGAAUACACACACGAAUACAAGACUGGGAACGACACUGUCAAAAUGUCCCAGGCGUUCCACAACAUCGCACGGUUAGAACAUUUCACAGAUCUAAACCUGUUUAAAUAUAUGUUCAAUGUCAUUCAAAAAUGGGCAACAGAUGCUUUACAAUUUUAUUCGAUGGUGCUUAUUUUUUGUUAGCAGUUAUGGUAGAAGGAUAUGAAGUAGCCGGCUAAGGAUGGCUAACUAGCCGGCAGUUUUGGCCGGCUACUGACCCUUAUUGACAGCCCUGAUAUUCUUAGUCAUGACUAUGAUUAUUUUUUGGCUCUUGUUAUGGUAAUCAUGCUGAAAUCAUUCUUUGUUGUUGUCUACAGGAGACAAAUGGAGUAAGUUCAUUCAAGGACCCAUCUCAAGACCCUUUGAUCAGUACUCAUCACCUGCUAGAUGUAAGUUUGGUGUCCUGAAUUAAUAGUUGAAUUUUCAGCUUUUGGUAAACCAACUAAUAAUAUAGACAUUUCUCGACAGUUACUUCGUCUCGGGUUUGUAUAACUGUCUCGAAUUCUCCCAACCACUCUCGUGUUUAUAUCAGGCUAUGCAAACACGGAAAAUAUUUCCUAUUGCUUAAAUAGCAACAGGCUUUUUCUCUUAACAGCUGAUGUGAAACAAGGAAACUUGCUGUUAUUGAUGUUUGAUCUAUCCUCCACUUUAGCAUGGUAUUAAAGCUCUGUCAAGUUAUUGGGCUUUUAGCCUCUAUUUUAGACAAUUAACAUCUCUUUUUGAAGAAUAGCUUGGACAAUCAAACAAAAUGUUUUGUAAACAAGAUCCGACCUAGGAUAACAAGCUUUUUUGCUCUUAGUGCUUUUUGCUAAAGUGAAACCCUGUUCAUACAACCACCCAAGGUUUAUGAAAGCUUUUUUUUUUAAUUUUUGGGCUAAAGCAAUUUGGUCGUAGUGCAAGUUGCUUGCACAGCAUAGUUAAACCUUCCACUGAUGGGACAUCCCAUACAGACAAAUACAAGAAUAUACAUCUAGGCUCAAAAUAAUGGCUGGUCAGCAGCCAAUGUCUGUUCAGAGCAAUGAAAUGAACGGCCAAAAACUUCACUUACCAGUCAUGUUGACUGGUCACUCACACUCUCAUUCUUGGAAGAAAAAACAGCCAAAUCCUUACCUGUAAAUCUUAGAUUUUGUCUCUUUGUAAAAAUACAAUCACAUUCACAAAUAGAAAAUUAAAAUAAGGAUAAGUGAAAUUUUUUUCCCCAGUAUUUUGACUGGUCAGAAACGAGACUUGGCUGAGCAAACAUUUCUUAAGCCAGUCAUUGUGUCCAGCCGCCGUGCAAAAAUAAUUUUGAGCCCCCUACAUGUCGUACAGAAGGACUAUGGCAUUGUAAGUGUAACGCUAUCAAUAACUCUUUAAUGUACCUUUAACUUGUUUAUGUUGCUUUAGCAUUGUAUCAUGGAAAGAUGGCCAUUCCUUUUGCCCCCCUGCAUAAACUAACACUAGUGUUGGAGGGGUUAUCAAAGAUUGAAGAAUAGCAGGGAAGAACUUUACUUAACCAAAUAUUGGUAAAUUUGUAAAGCUGGUAACCUUUUAUUUUAUGUUCUUUUACAGGCGGAGACAGCCUUGCAAGUAAUGAUGGAUGAAAACAGUGUUGACUUUGUCAGGAAAUUCCAAGAUCUUACAAAGGAAAUUGUUGGAGAAAACAGCAGCAAAGCAACCCCUACUGAGCUAACGUUCCCUUCCCUGACUUCCAAUGAAGCUAACAGUCGAUCCUCUGAUGAAAGCAAUAGUGAUGGUUUAAAUUUCAGGAGCAUCCUGCGACAGCAUAACGUGAAUAGUAGUUAAGAUUGUAACUCAAACCUCUAUUUCUACUAGGCCAGGGUUCAAAUCAAGGUGAAGUCCUUUAUUCACCUCCUAAUUACCAUGAGAAAUGAGUGGAAAACGUUGAAGCCAGGGACACUGUUUUUUGUCAAAAUUUACAUGGCAAAUUAAUGUGUAGUUUGACUUAAAAUAGUAGUGAAAAACGCUUUUAUGCAAAGAUAAACGGUAAGUUGAAUAGGCUGAUUUUGAUGUGUUAACCCUUUCACUGCCAGACUCCUAAGCUGGUUCUAACGUUUUUACUUUCUCAAAGCCUGUUUCCGACUUGCAUUGCUCGCUUGCUUUUGCUCGCUUUGUUAGCGUCCCUUGCGUCUUUGGCACUCAUGCAGUCAACUUGUGGCAAGUCUACUUUUGUGGACAGAAUCCUGCACUGUGACCAUUGAAAUAAAACCUCUUUGGAGGGUGUUUUUAUUUAGUAUUUUUUUCUAACUUUUGUGUCUAGGGACAAAAUUCCGUGGUGUGACCAUUCAAAUGGAACCUCUUCAGCAGUACUUUCACAUGGUGCUAUUUAUUUAGUAUGUAGUUCUAACUUUUGAGUUUGUGGACAAAAUCCUGCGGUGUUACCAUUCAAAUGAGAAACGUCUUUGGCGGUUCUGUCACAUGGUGACAUUUGUUUUUCAGAAUUGUGCAAAAUGAAAUUUGGAAAUUUUGUGGAAUUUUGACUUUGGCCACUUAUGGCAGUGAUUGGGAUAACACUCUUAGUGGCUCUGAGGAAUCACGUUUAGGUUCAGGGUUAAAUGAUUCAUUUGUAUUUGUUUCAAGUCUCUGAACCACUAUGAAUUUAAAAUUGGCCUAAUAAUAGUAAUAAUAUCAGCUGAACCCAGCACAUUUAGUUUAUCUUUUUUGAUAUCUGUUAAGGUUGCCGUUUAAGGGUAAAGGUCCCUGGCUUUUACAGUACUUUUAUUUCAUUAUAUUCCCUGUGGGCACCUUUUGGUGCUUUGCCUAUCAGAGUUGAUAUUUAAGAUGCCAAGUGUUAUUUGAAAAUUGAUAGAGGUAGCCUUUAAAAGGAAAGGCCCUCUAAUUAUCCCUUUGUGCGUUCAAAUGUUAACAAAACCAUAUCGCGUUUGUUGGUGAAUAUAUUUACUUAAAUUCAAUACCAACCCCGUGAAUACAUGUCACUAGUCUUUUUAUUCAGCUGUCUUAUUGAGCUCAACUGGACAGUUCCUGUUACAAUAACGUUUUUUUAAACAGGAAAGACAUGUUGCCUUCUUUCUUCUCCAUUUAUUGAGAGUUCACCAAGUUAUGACUCGUGGAAGAAAAAUACUGAACUUAUUAAUGGUUAAAGUGAUUUUUUGAGAUGAUUCCCUAACCUGGCGCUUAUUUCUUGUGGUUGUGAUACAUUAUCCCCGGAGGAGGGGGGGGGACACCAAUAUUAAAGUGACGGGGAUGCUCGUCGUCUCGCUUUGGGGUGUAAAUUGCAGAUUUUGGUCUUCCUUAGGGCGUGUGGGAUGGAAGGGGCACUAUAUUUGCACAUUCAGGUAUCGCUUAGUACUGUGCACAAAGAAACUUACAAAAAAUGCCCUAACACUGACCACACAGAAAUCUCCCUGGGAGGUCAGUUAGAGCUUGAGCCACACCUGCAUUGGUCUCCCUUAGGGGUUAAUUUAUAUUUUCGCAUGGGCAUCCCCGUCACUUUUAUAUGGGAGUCUCCCCGGGACAUUAUCCCUCUCACUCUCUCAGUGAAUGAUGGGAGUCUUGUAAGGUGGUGCUAACUUCCAAAUCUGCUAGUGAGAUCCUAUGGUGAAACCAUUCAAAUGAAACCUCUUUAGCAGUACUUUCACAUGGUACUAUUUAUUUAGUAUGUAGUUCUAACUUGUGAUUUUGUGGAUGAAAUCCUGUGGUGUAACCAUUUAACCCUUUAAAUCCCAAUAGUGAUCAAGAUCACUUUUCUCCUAACAAUAUCCAUACACUUUCAUAAGAUAAGUUAUGAGAAUUGAUAAAAUGAUCACGCAAGAGAAAAUGCCUUGAUCUAUUAUCAACUUCUCUCAACUAAUUCUGUAAGGAAAUGUAUGGAGAUCAGUUUGGAGAAUUUUUAUGUGGAUAAUGGGGCUUAAAGGGUUAAAUCAAUUCUCUUCAGCUGUACUUUCACAUGGUAGAGUUAGUACUACUAUUGGUUUUUCAAUGGAAUUUGGAAAUAUGGCGAAUCUUUUGGGAUCAUUAUACGUUUCUGGGAAACUGCCCAUCUAACCCUCCCCUAAGCCAUCAUUUUGCCUUGGGAGUGAUAGGGGUAUCCAGACGUUGCUGAACUUGUAAAGGUUUAUCUUGAGACAGUAGAAUGGGUAUAAAAUCGGUUCUGUUUGAGACAUUUCUCGCAACUUCUCUGUGUCACAACCAUCGUUGGUUUAGGGAAACAUAUUCUUACGUCCACAUCGAGACUUAAAACAAAAUUCAUUGUUUUAUCCCAAAGAGUCAGAGAGUUAUUGUGCAAAAUGCUUUUGGUGUUAGAAGCGAAUAAGAGAGAUUUAUAUAAAUUGUAAAUAAGUAACUUAAUAAAGAGGAAGAG